Messenger RNA from Doryrhamphus excisus (bluestripe pipefish), 2254 nucleotides. RefSeq names its product thimet oligopeptidase 1 (gene thop1). Gene Ontology annotation, cellular component: mitochondrial intermembrane space. Lineage: Eukaryota; Metazoa; Chordata; Actinopteri; Syngnathiformes; Syngnathidae. Gene Ontology annotation, molecular function: metalloendopeptidase activity. Gene Ontology annotation, biological process: proteolysis; peptide metabolic process. The record is from RefSeq and is a predicted model, not a curated record.
CUGAAAUUCCAACCGGAAGUCGCGUGUCUCCUAAAUCCCAUGGCGCUUUGAGAUACAAGCACGGACACGUGACUUUCUUGCGAUAAGCUGGUCGACAUGAGCCCGACAGGUGAGGUGGUGUUCGGCGGUUCGACUCGGGUCUGCUCCCAGAACCGCCUGCGAUGGGAUUUGAGCGCCGAGCAAAUCCUCAAGAAGGCUGAGGAACUCAUCGCCAGCACCAAGGAUGUUUACGACCGCGUUGGUGCUCUCGACUUGGGCGGCGUCACCUUUGAGAACACGCUGAAGGUGCUUGCUGAUGUGGAAGUCGAGUACACGGUCCAGAGGAACAUGCUGGACUUCCCACAGCACGUGUCUCCAAGCAAGGAAGUGCGCACGGCGAGCACAGAGGCGGACAAACAGCUGUCAGAGUUUGACGUGGAGAUGAGCAUGAGGGAGGACGUGUACCAGAGGAUCGUGGCUCUGGAGAAGAAGGCUGAAACCAGCAGCCUGACGGCUGAGUCCAAACGCUAUAUGGAGCGGCUUAUCAAACUGGGCCAGAGGAAUGGACUCCACCUGCCCAAGGAGACACAAGAGGAGAUCAAGAGCAUCAAGAAGAAGCUCAGCAACUUGUGCAUUGACUUCAACAAGAACUUGAACGAGGACACCACCAGUCUGUCCUUCAGCAGGGAGGAACUGGGCGGCCUCCCAGAAGACUUCCUGAGCUCGCUGGAGAAAGAUGGAGACCAUCUGAAAGUGACCUUGAAAUAUCCUCACUACUUCCCCACCAUGAAGAAAUGCUUCGUCCCAGAAACCCGCAAAAAGCUGGAGGAAGCUUUCAACUCGCGCUGCAGAGAGGAGAACUCCGUCAUCCUGAAGGAGCUGGUGGAGCUUCGAGCCCGCAAGAGUUCUCUGCUUGGCUUCAGCACCCACGCUGACUUUGUGCUGGAGAUGAACAUGGCCAAGUCUGGCAAGCAGGUGGCUGCUUUCCUGGAGGAACUUGCCCAAAAGCUGAAGCCUCUGGGUGAGGAAGAGCGCACAGUGCUCCUCAAACUGAAGGAGGAAGAGUGCAAGAAGAGAGGUCUUACCUUCAGCGGAGAGCUGCACGCUUGGGAUACCCGCUACUUCAUGACGCAGGUGGAGGAGACUCAGUAUGCGGUGGACCAGAACCUGUUGAAGGAGUAUUUUCCCAUGGAGGUGGUGACUCGGGGACUGUUGGACAUCUACCAGGAGCUGCUGGCUUUGACCUUUGAGCUGGUGGACGGCGCCCCUGUGUGGCACCCGGAUGUUAAGCUGUACAGCGUGAAGGAUCGCAGCCACGGUCAGGUGGUGGGCCAGUUUUACCUGGACCUCUACCCCAGGGAGGGAAAGUACGGGCACGCCGCCUGUUUUGGCCUGCAGCCUGGCUGCCUGUUGCCAAACGGUGCUCGCCAGAUGUCAGUGGCGGCCAUGGUGGCAAACUUCAGUAAACCCACGGCUGAUGCUCCGUCUCUGCUGCAGCAUGACGAGGUGGAGACGUACUUCCAUGAGUUUGGCCACGUCAUGCACCAGCUGUGUGCUGAGGCUGACUACGCCAUGUUCAGCGGAACUCACGUGGAGCGGGACUUUGUGGAGGCCCCGUCCCAGAUGUUGGAGAACUGGGUGUGGGAGAAGGAGCCACUGCAAAGGAUGUCCAGCCACUACAAGACGGGUGCUGCCAUUCCUGACGAGCUGCUCGACAAACUCAUGAAAUCCCGCCUGGCCAACACUGGUCUUUUCAACUUGAGGCAGAUUGUUCUGGCUAAAGUGGAUCAGGCUCUGCACACCAGGACCGGCCUGGACCCGGCAGAGGAGUAUUCGCGUCUCUGCCAGGAAGUCCUGGGAAUUCCUGCUUCGCCAGGGACUAACAUGCCAGCGACGUUCGGCCACUUGGCAGGUGGUUAUGACGCUCAGUAUUAUGGCUACCUGUGGAGCGAGGUCUUUUCCAUGGACAUGUUCUAUGCUCGCUUCAAGCAGGAGGGAAUCAUGAAUCCCAAGGUUGGCCUGGACUACAGGAAAUGCAUCCUAAGGCCUGGCGGCUCCCUGGACGCAUCUGUCAUGCUGAAGAAGUUCCUCGGGCGCGAGCCCAAACAAGAAGCCUUCCUGCUGAGCAAAGGACUGACAGUGGAUUUGGAGGCUGGCACGCCGUGUCCCUGCUGACCAACUCAAGCUCCUCCCUCUUGGAGUCCACACAACAUAGGACUGCUGAAAAAUAGGUGACUUGGAGGACUUAAUGAGGAAAUAAAAUCCGUUGAGAGCA